UAAAAAGUUUCAGGGCAUUUGUGAAUUUAUUAUGUUCAUAAUUUUGCAUUGAAAAGGAACAAGAGUUACAAAAACUGUGCGCAUAUAUGGAUACUAAUAGACAUUACAAAAAUCAAUUUGAGGAUUAUUCCAUUUCUGUCAGCCAUAAUAUAAUCAGGAAUGAUACAGUUCAUGAUGUAUUUAAAUCAUUAUUAACAUUAAAAAUUAAGAAAUUUGUAGAAAUAUUAAAAAAAAAUGAAAAAAAAUGGCUCAGUGAGAAUGACUAUUCUAUAUACACAGGACAAGCAGGAAUUGCAUAUGCAUUAUACUAUUAUGGGAAAUAUUAUAAUGAUUCUGUAUAUACCAAUAUGGCAACAGAAAUGUUACAAAGAUGUAUUACAGAAUUCAAAAGCAAACAUAAAAUUACAUUUCUGACUGGAACUGUAGGUCCAUUAGCAAUGGUAGCAGUUAUAUUACACUUUCAACAAAAGAAAGAAGAAGCAGAACAAUUAAUUCUCAGGUAAUUCU
Molecule: messenger RNA, 507 nt
Organism: Wasmannia auropunctata (little fire ant)
Lineage: Eukaryota; Metazoa; Arthropoda; Insecta; Hymenoptera; Formicidae
Product: lanC-like protein 1
Exons: 3
Coding region: 87-503 (138 amino acids)
Biological process (GO): carbohydrate metabolic process; peptide modification
Cellular component (GO): plasma membrane
Source: RefSeq, a predicted model, not a curated record